Protopterus annectens (West African lungfish) is the source of this 1020-nucleotide messenger RNA. Its product is annotated as msx2-interacting protein-like. NCBI's taxonomy places the organism in Eukaryota, Metazoa, Chordata, Ceratodontiformes, Protopteridae. Gene Ontology annotation, molecular function: RNA binding. Bases 181 to 1020 code for a protein of 279 amino acids. The record is from RefSeq and is a predicted model, not a curated record. The transcript has 7 exons.
AGGGUGGUUGACCCAGGUUGGGGAGCUAGUUCAACAACAGGAUCUCAUCAUUGGGAGCCAGAAGAAUCUUCCGCAGGAAGAUCUGCCAUCCCUGCAAGUUCUUAUGACACUUACCGGUAUGAAAGCAGAAGUCGAGAAGUAAGGUAUUCAGAGGGUGGAAGAGUCUCUGAGUGGUCUGAUAUGGAUAGGAAAUCAUCCCGUUGGGAGCAUGAUGUACCAACUAUGGAAAGACCUAUUGUUCGAGAUUACGCUGAAGAAUAUCGUUAUGAAAACAGAGAGACUCCUCCUCUGCACAGGUGGAAUGCCAUGGAAAAACGUAUGUCUCCUGGCAGGGAUACUGGAUCAAGUCGUGGAGGUGGUACAAGUUCUCGGUGGGAGUCAGCAGAAUCUUAUUCUCGUGAUGCCAGAAUGUCAGACAUUUUCUCAAGGGAAUACGAAUCAGGUUUGAAAGAUGGAGGAAAGGCCAGAGCUUCUAGAUGGGACCCUGUUGCACCACUUCCAAGUGGUUCAGGAAGUUUAAGUCAGAAAAUUGGAAGCACCAGUCAUCUACCCAGCAGUGGAAGAUCAGCUAGCAAGCAUUCAUCCUCUUCAACUUCAGACGUUCCGUAUCGAGCAGUAGAAUCAUCUGACAAGACAGAUUCGGCACUUGAUAGCUUUGGGAUCUUGGCUGAAGGUCUUUCCCCACGGUCUUCAGAUUCAAGUACAAGACUUGCGCUCUUCGUUGCAUUCAAAAAGUUUGGGAAAAUAUCAGAACUGCAGAUCCACGGCAGUGGGGAAUCCCGCUAUGGCUUGAUAUUCUUUCGUCAUCAGUAUUCUCAGGAAACUGCCCUCAAGGCCAUGCAAGGGAAGGAUUUCUUUGGAACUCCCCUUAAGCUUUUACCAUGGACUUUGCCAGGUAGGGGUGGCUCCACACAUUUUUCUGAGUAUGGGAUUGAAGUUAUUGUUUUGAAUGUAUUAGUACAGAUGUUUCUUUUGUUUCAUGUAAUUACAUUCUGGAGAGGUGGUAGAAUCUACAGUUAA